Molecule: messenger RNA, 1872 nt
Organism: Lycium ferocissimum
Lineage: Eukaryota; Viridiplantae; Streptophyta; Magnoliopsida; Solanales; Solanaceae
Product: microtubule-destabilizing protein 60-like
Exons: 8
Coding region: 73-1629 (518 amino acids)
Biological process (GO): regulation of mitotic spindle organization; activation of protein kinase activity; mitotic spindle assembly
Cellular component (GO): nuclear microtubule; mitotic spindle
Molecular function (GO): microtubule binding; protein kinase activator activity
Source: RefSeq, a predicted model, not a curated record
AAUAAAACUAGCCGUUACAAAAACCAGGAGCGUCAAAAGCUCAACGUACUUCUUUCCCUCUUCCAUUGAUGAAUGCAUCAAGAACCAGAAAACCCUAACCAAACAAUCAGCAAUACCACAAAAACCCUAAUUCUAAUCAACAAUUACAUUGCUUUUCCAGUGACUUUAAUGGAUUCCAACUCCAAAUCCACUAGGCUAAUUACGCCUAAGAAAUGCUCCAAGAAUACCGAAAAUUUGAACCCCAAUGUCGAAAACAGUCCAGUUUUUUCAAAAUCUUGUAAAUCACCAUUGAUUUCCAAAUCGGUGACGAAAACCCAGAAACCAGUUUCAAGAAACACUAACACAAAUUCAAAUCAAUUGUCUUCACCUUCACCGAAAAACAAGAUUCGUCAGAGGAAGUUUGUGAUCGCGAAGAAGAAGAAGACUAAUGGAGAUAAUCUGAACCCUUCAAUGGUUUGUAAGUGUAAUAAUAAGGCUGGUGUUGAGAAAAAGAAGUGUCUUUGUGUUGCUUAUGAGACUCUCAGGGCUUCUCAAGAAGAGUUCUUCAAGAAUCGCGGUGGAAAUGAUCUUGAUGAGAAUGAAUUAGAGAAGUUGGAUCGCGACGAGUCUUUGAUUCAAAACACUGAGAUGUCAAAACAAGACGUGGGUUCGGGUGAAAAGAGGGGGAGGGAAAGGUUGUUGGAACAAGUAGGACAAAGUGUACCUGAAAAUAGUGCUGGAAAAGUGAAGCAUUUAGUUAAGGCUUUUGAGAAGCUGCUCUCAAUGCCCAAAACAGAUGAGUGUGAGGAGAAAGUGGAAAAAGAUGAAAAGGAAGAAGAAGAUUGUAGAAAGGGACAAAAAUGGGCAUUGCCUGGCUUACAGACACAGGUAUCCGCCGUUUCUUCGUUUUGUCCAUCGGAUUUUUUCCUCACUACCGAGAGUUUAGGCUUGGAUCCACGUCGUGCCUCCUCAUUGGAUAGCAGCAACGGAUGCUUCAGUAAUUCAAGCAGGACAUCAGGUGAUGGUCGAAGGAGCAGACGCGAUAGUGCUGAAUCAGCAGGCACAUUUACUAGAAGAAACUGGAAGAGAAGACAGCAGCUCAAAGCGACCUCCCAAAAGCCCUUCAAACUUAGAACUGAGGAAAGGGGAAAAGGUAAGGAGGAAGAAUUUUUUAAGAAAGUGCAACAAAUGGCGGAGGAAGAGGAGAAACAGCGGAUACCAAUUGCACAAGGCCUUCCAUGGACGACAGACGAGCCAGAGUCUUUGUCAAAGCCUCUGGUAAAAGAGAUCACAAGGCCAGUUGAUCUGGUGCUGCACAGUGACAUUAGGGCUGUUGAACGUUCUGAGUUUGACCAUCAGGUUGCAGAAAAAUUGAGCUAUAUUGAACAAUACAAAAUGGAAAGAGAGAGACUACAGAAGAUGGCUGAGGAAGAAGAAAUUAGGAGGCUGAGAAAGGAACUUGUUCCGAAAGCUCAACCAAUGCCCUACUUUGACAGGCCUUUCAUUCCUAGAAGGUCAGUAAAAAAUCCUACCAUGCCAAGAGAUCCAAAGUUCCAUAUACCUCAACACAAGAAGAUCAAGUGCUGUAUGUCUUUGAAUGAUAUGUACAUACACAACAAGAACGAAUGGGGAUGCAGCGAUGAACUUUGAGGGAGUGUCCUGCAUAUCAUCGAUUCAUAUUCUUUUAUUCAGUGUGUAUAUGAAGCAAUAAUUUUUCUUAAUCGUCUCAAUGUUGAUAGAGGAAAAGGAAACAGUGUUUUUGGUACAAUAGUAUGCCAUCUUAAUCAACAACUCUCUAUUGGCACAAUCAGAGUACUUCUGUGAUUAUGCUUAUGAAUGAGAACAUUUUGAUCCUCCAGUUUUUUCCAUUGAAAUGAUUGUUGAACUUACUCU